UAAAAGCGCUGCUAUUUGGCCCCACCGGCACGGCCUUUCUUUCUCUCUCCCCCCUCUCUCUUCUUCUUCUUCCACCAAGACACACCACCCCGAGGGUUUCUCUGCUAAAUCUAGCGGUAAAUCCUUAUUGAUUUAAGAAAUUCACAUUGUCUGAACGGAAAAUGGGAGAGAAUCUCCGGCCUUGGAUGUCGUCGGCACCGCCGGAUCUUGGUUGCAUAAACGAAUUGACUCGGUCCAACUCGGACUCGUUUUCUCUGACUCAUGAGAAUUUAAAAGAUAUAUGUAACCAGAAUGCCUAUGGCAGACCGGGUCACUGCACAGCAUGGACAGAUGGGAAGCACAGUUUAUAUCUUGAUUCUUUGGAGGCAUCUUUUGUUCACCAGUUGCAUCAGUCAAAGGGUUUGCUUGCCUGGUGCUCAGCACAGAACACGUGUGAUCCAAAUUUGUCCUGUCAAUUACCUUCCAACACUUGUAAUUCUUCCGACCAGUUCAUGGUUCGACAAGGUGGCUGUUACCGGAAAAUCAAAUUUGAAAGGAAUCAACCUGCAUUGGAUUCUCAUGUUAAUCUGAAUGGUUCACAGAUGCAUAAUUUUGGAUGCACAGGUAAAAGCCAUACCAUAGCACCAGCUAAUUUGCAAAAACGAAGAAGGCUUUGUGGUGAGGAGACGUCUCUAAGAGGCAAAGGAACUUUCUCCGACAGAUUAGUGGCAAGUUUGGAGCAGCUUCCCAUAUGCCAUCAAUAUCAUCUGGAUUCAGUUGGCAGUAUUACAGAAGUUUCGGAUCAGAAUUUUGUCGAUGAAGACCGAGAAGAGAAGUCGAGCAGUUUGUCUAUGGCAAAAAGGUUGAAGACGGCUGCAGCUGAUACUUCAAGCAAAGAUCAAAUUGUGCCUCAGUCAAGGUUCAUAUAACAACACUCAAUUGUCAGUAACGCUUCAGAAAGAGAAGAUCAAGCAUCAGAAGAGCUUGAGAGCUUUGUCUGUGCAGAACCUGAUGUGAAAUAUUUUUAAAAAGACAGCUGAGAUGUUACUUGAAAUCUGAAAAAUAAAGUAUAAAUAUUGAUAAACCAACUGAAGGAGAAAAACUUUGAUUUCCUCCUGGUGCCACAUUGAGAAGAAACAACCUGCUAUAUAAUUCCAAUGAAAGGAGUUGAGGAAGACAUCUUUCUGAAGUAGGGUCUAGCUUAAUGAUGUGUAAAUGCUGCCAUAGUAUAUAUUUUUUUAUCGAAAACCAGUAGGAAUGAAAAUUCAACAUCAUUUUUACUAUAUGUAUGUAUAUUUUACUAGAUUCAUAGAUGAAGAGUUGAUGAUAUUUACUAAGCUGGUUAGCUGUAUGGGCAGUUGGGAACUCUCUCUCUCUCUCUCUGUUUUGUCAAUUUGGUUUAUCAUAGAUGGGAAGUGUAAUUUGUGGAUUACUUCUUUAUAACUGUGUACUUUGUAGCUGAGAGGUCAGCCAUAUUUUUUGUUACCUGCCGGCUGCAUUGGUUUUAUUUUUGUCACUUGUUUUCUAGUUUGAGAGAGAACGACAUUCUUGAAUUGUUAACAUUUCAUUUUUGAUUCGAAGAGUUCCAAAAUUUGACCU
This is a messenger RNA of Cornus florida, 1578 nucleotides long. Its product is annotated as cold-regulated protein 28. The transcript is spliced from 5 exons. The record is from RefSeq and is a predicted model, not a curated record. Gene Ontology annotation, biological process: response to cold; regulation of circadian rhythm. Bases 162 to 908 code for a protein of 248 amino acids. NCBI's taxonomy places the organism in Eukaryota, Viridiplantae, Streptophyta, Magnoliopsida, Cornales, Cornaceae.